Molecule: messenger RNA, 488 nt
Organism: Aspergillus wentii DTO 134E9
Lineage: Eukaryota; Fungi; Ascomycota; Eurotiomycetes; Eurotiales; Aspergillaceae
Exons: 1
Coding region: 126-371 (81 amino acids)
Source: RefSeq, a predicted model, not a curated record
GCUACACCGGCGUUGGGUCUCCCGCCAAUCAGUGGAUUCGCAGUGAAUAUUCCGACUCUCCGAUUCAGGUACCCGCACAGAUAUCCUGUUCUUCCAACACACGUCAAUUCUUACGUUGACACAUCAUGCUGAGAUGGCAGCUCCUUCUGGCUGCCUCAUUUUCCGAUGGAGGACAGUGUUUGCUGAUUGACUCACUGUUUGGAAUCGGCCCGGUCCCAGAAAUGAGAUACCCAGACUUGAGGCCGUCGCAAUUGAACGGUAAUAGGGGAGAGAGGGGACGGCAAUUAAUUAUGAUUGGCUUGACCCUGACGGAACCCAGGGUUCACGAGCUGACGGUGGGUCUGGAGGCUGCCCCCGCUUCGACCGACUAAAAAGCAGGCUAGGCUGGAUUCUGUAUAGCUUGCUCGACUAGCUCAGGGCACUUUAAGUAUUCUUCGUUUCCCCCGAAAUUCUGUCUUUCUCUCUCUUUCAUCCUCACUCAGUCCUUU